Molecule: messenger RNA, 747 nt
Organism: Closterium sp. Naga37s-1
Lineage: Eukaryota; Viridiplantae; Streptophyta; Zygnematophyceae; Desmidiales; Closteriaceae
Source: the annotation of a GenBank genome assembly
AUGCAGUUCGAUGAUAUUCUCGGCAAGUAUCGAGCGUACAAGAGCUCAGGCGAUGCGCACCACGACGCGCUCUUGCCGGCGAUCUGGUUCCCCGUCGAUGCCGUCACAAAGGAAGGCAAGGAGAAGUCGGAUGCUAUGAUGUCGGCCAUGAUAGGCCGCGUGUCCAUGUGCGCUGCGUAUGGGAAGGUCGCUGUGAGCGCGGCGAGGAAGGAAGGAGACACUGAUGAGAAGACGGCGAUGGUGGCACAGGCGUUAUCGGCCUCCGCUUGCGCCGUGUGGUGCUUAGUCGAGAACGACGACGCCCAGGUGGUCGAUGCUGUGGACGAAGGGAAGGCAGCGGCGAUGGUGGUCCGUGCGAGCGAGAAGACCGCCGGUGUCUUCAAAGAGGUCAUGCAGGCGGUGCUGGAGGCCGAGAUCGACAGGGAGCGACCCCUCGGAGAGGUUGCGCACAACGCCACACCGGCGCUGCAGAGUCUCGCUCUGCACCGGGUCUAUCCGGGGGUGGAUCAUGAAGUCGAAGCCGACGUGAUCGCUAGAGCGACGGUGGAGACCUUGGCGUUCUGGGGAAUGUGCCCCGUUGCCGGGCCGAAACUCGAAGAGAUCGGCAUCGCAGUGCCGUGUGACGCGCAGAUGGAGUACGAUAUUGAAUACAGGGGGAGGAAGGGACAGAGGGGCAAGCAGGGCAAGGACAGCACGGGGAAGAAGGGGAAGAAGGGAAGGAAGGGCAAGGACACCACGGCGGCAUAG